AUGAACGGCAACCUGUUCUACACGCAAACACAGCCGGAGUACACACGCUACGGCUUACAGCAGUCCCCCGCGGGCUCGGGUUUUUUGGUUUCAGCGGGUCAAAUUGCCGCGGCGGGCCCCGGACCCACAAGCCUUUUCUCUGCUUUUUGUUUGCCGUCCGGCGCGCAGCAGCAAAAGAAGCAGACUCCUGAAGGCAGUACGGCGUCCUCGAGUGGCCCGUUGCUUUCAGCUCCAGCCGAAACAACGGAUGGUGGAAGCAACACCACAACACCCUUUUUCGGGGCAAUGCAUGACACUUCAAAUUCAAUCUGGGCAACGCAGGGCCCAACUUCCUCAAAGGCGACAUCCCUUCCAAGCCUGAGCGCCGGCAGCCCGGUGAACUACCCUUCCUUGGGCAUUAAUUGUAUGCUUCCACCAUACAAUCCGCCUGUGGCUGCCCCAGAGCCCUCUAACCAAACAUUCGUGUACCCUGUUCCUAUGAAGUCAGAGGAGAAUGGCCAGACCUUUAUGCUGUUACCGUCUCGCAACAAGGAUGAGUCCGACUCCGUGGGUCCUGCUUACUAUCUUUUGGUGAACUCUCCUCAGACAUCUGGGACGCUCCGAUACACAAGCGGCACGAUGCAACCCUCUCAGUCCCAUCCCAUUAUUUUUGGGACCGAUGCAUCGGCGGUGCCGAAGAACUCACUCAACGCGCCACACCAGCCUUCACCAUACCAGCUGCCCACAGAGCAACAACCUCCACCCAUUGCUGGCAACUUUGGAAUUCCGUGGGCGCCGCACUUUACCUCCAACGUGGCUGCAGCGACAACAGGGGUGUAUCCCAGGAUAUCUGAAGAUCCAAAACUGCCACAGGGGGAUACCGCAGCCUUUGCUGCGCAUGGUCAGCAGCGAGCCUACUACACGAACGCGGUCCGCCCUCCGUCACUGAGUUCCACGCCAUCCCCAAGCCAAAGUGGGCAUCGACGUCCCCCGAAUGGCUGCGCGCGUGGCGACAAUGGCACGAUGCAGAGCCGCGGCAGCAGAAACAGUGGCAACCACGUUAAUGGUGUCACCUCUGGCGGCAGUGGGGGUCAAGAGAUGGAGCGUCAGGGCGGAUUGCCGUAUGACGAGGAUCCUACACCUAUUGAUACCACCAAAACGCAACUUAUCGUGAAUUUUUUGCCUCAGUUUUUGACUGAUGAGGGAUUCCGUGACCUGUUUACCCCCUAUGGCGAGAUCCACACGAAGCCAACGAAAAUUAUCUACGAUCGGGGGGCCCGACGGGGCAAAGGAUACGGCUUCGUGUACUACAAAGAUGGACGCAGCACGGAGGCCGCCAUCAAGUCCGUGAACGGGUUGGCGUUGGGUGGUCGUAGGCUGAAGGUUCGCUACGCCGAUCAGCAGCGAAGAAAGGUUGAUUGCGACAGCUGCACCGGCGAUGACGAACCAAGAGAAGAGGAAAAAGAGGAGCCCCAUGAGGAUGCUGGGGCGCAACAAAAGAAGCCCAACAGCCACAGUGGUGUUCCAUAA
Trypanosoma conorhini is the source of this 1509-nucleotide messenger RNA. Its product is annotated as RNA-binding protein 4. Lineage: Eukaryota; Euglenozoa; Kinetoplastea; Trypanosomatida; Trypanosomatidae. The transcript has a single exon. Bases 1 to 1509 code for a protein of 502 amino acids. Gene Ontology annotation, molecular function: RNA binding. The record is from RefSeq and is a predicted model, not a curated record.